This is a messenger RNA of Papaver somniferum (opium poppy), 1680 nucleotides long. RefSeq lists its product as uncharacterized. The record is from RefSeq and is a predicted model, not a curated record. Bases 1 to 1680 code for a protein of 559 amino acids. The transcript is spliced from 2 exons. NCBI's taxonomy places the organism in Eukaryota, Viridiplantae, Streptophyta, Magnoliopsida, Ranunculales, Papaveraceae.
AUGAAAGAUGCCAUGUCUACUCUUCAUGAUACUAAUUUGCAGUACAUUACUAUGCUUAAGCAGAAAGCUAGGAAUAACUGCUUGGUGGAUGGGGCUAGCAAUACGGCCUAUUUUCAUAACUGCAUUCAAACUCAAAGAAGUAGCAACGUUAUUUCUGAAUUGGUUGACAAUGCAGGUAACGUCAUUACUGAUAAUGUUCUUUUACGUGAUCAUGUGGUUAGCUACUAUGAGGAUAAAUUUAAUGGGCCCGAGGAUAUUAUUGAGGACACUUUGUUCGAUUAUAAUCAUGAAAGUAUAUCUCCGGAGGAAAGUCUGGAGAUGGAUGCCAUUCUGGAUGCUGAAGAAAUUAGAAAGGUUGUUUGGGACUUGGGUGCUGAUAGUGCGUCAGGGCCGGAUGGUUUUUCUGGGUGUUUUUAUCGACAAUGCUGGGAUGUUAUUCAAGAAGAUCUUAUUCAAGCUAUUACUUACUGUUGGACUGUGAAAAACAUUUCUAAUGGGUUGAAUUCUAGUCUUUUGAUUCUUUUGGCUAAGGUACGGGGAGCUAACUCUCUUCGUAGUUUUAGGCCAAUUGGUUUGAGUAACUUUUUCUUCAAAAUCUUUACAAAAAUCCUUGCUACUCUUUUGGGUAAGGUCUUGGAUAAAUUUGUCUCAGAGGAACAGGUUGCCUUUAUGAAAGCUCGUAUUUCUGUUCUUUUGAAUGGUAGUCCUGAAGGCUUUUUCAGUAUUAAUAGGGGGAUCCAUCAAGGGGAUCCCCUUUCUCCUCUUAUUUUUGUUUUGAUAGAGGAUGUUUUGAGCAGGAAUACUCUGAAAUUGUUCAAUGAAGGCAAGAUGAUUCAUAUGGUUACUCGUAAGGGCAUCUCUCCUACUCAUCUAUUCUUCGCUGAUGAUAUUAUGAUUUUUUGUAAAGGUACUUUAGAUAGCGUUCAUAAUCUUGUGGAUUUGCUGGGCGUUUAUCAAAGAGCCUCUGGGCAAACUGUUUGUCGGCAUAAAAGCAAAGUUUAUUAUGGUGGUGGUUCGCUGAACAGGUGUAGAUACCUUACUGAUUUCUUGGGUAUGUCUGUUGCUACAUUUCCAGAUCGUUAUCUUGGAGUUCAGGUCAUGAUAGGCACGGUUCGAUAUAGACAUAUUAGUAAUAUCAUUGACAAGAUAAAAAAUCAGUUGGCUGGUUGGAAAGGUCGUUUGCUCUCUUUUCAAGAUAGAAUUGUGCUUGUAAAAUCUGUCAUUGCUAGCUACUCUAUCCAUAUUAUGGAAGUUUAUAAGUGGCCUCAAAAAUUUGUUUUACAAUGUGAAAGAGCCAUUAGAAAUUUCAUUUGGACUGGUGAUGCUAAUACAAGAAGAUCCUUUAUGGUUGGCUACGAUAAGGUUUGUAUAUCUUAUGAAGAAGGUGGUCUUGGUCUUACUAGUAUGACAGUGAUGAAUAAAGCUUUAAUCAUGAAUCUUUGGUGGCAUAUUAGUACUUCUAAAAAGAAAUGGGCUAAAUAUCUCAUUUCCAAGUUCUUUGGCCGAAAUGGAGCUUUGAAACGUACUGGUAUUAAGUCCACAAUUUUACCGGGCAUUCAUUGGGUUUAUGAUCAGGUGGAGGAAAAUACCAAAGCCUUAAUUGGAGAUGGUCGCUCCACUUCCUUGUAUUUUGACAUUUGGUGUGCAGAUGAGAGUAUUGCAAAUAUUCUUCAAAACUAA